Messenger RNA from Enterobius vermicularis (human pinworm), 633 nucleotides. The record is from the annotation of a GenBank genome assembly. Lineage: Eukaryota; Metazoa; Nematoda; Chromadorea; Rhabditida; Oxyuridae.
AUGGGCUUCAAAGCUGUCAUAUUUGAUGCUUCUGGUGUCACACUGAGUUUUGAAAAAAUUCCAUAUGUCGUUGAUCUGUUUAAAGAACUGAAGAAAAAUCCUGAUGACUGGAAACAAUUCGAAGAUCUUGAGCUGGGAAUUGGGCAUACCAAAAAUUCAAAUCAUGUGUUCGAAAAAACUUUUGCCGCAAAUCCACACUUUAAGCAGAAGACUCUUGAAGUCAUGAAAAACGAAUCCUACUUCUCUCUGUUUGACAACAUGGUUGAGGAUAAGUACAUUGCCGCAGUACUACCAAAGUUAAAAAAUGCCGGAUUGAAAACUUGUAUGUUAACGAACAAUAUGUUUCGAGAUGAAACGAGAACGGAGGUUUAUGUCCCAGAGACUGUACUUCAAAAAUUUGACGCCGUUGUUGUUUCUUGUCGCGAUCGCUGUAGAAAGCCAAAUAAGGACUGUUUUGAAUUAGCCUGUAAAAGAUUAGGAGUAGAAUUAAAUGAAUGUAUUUUCAUCGACGACUUUCCAGAGAACUGUGAAGGUGCACGAAAAUUUGGGAUCACUGCAAUUCAGGUUCAUGGUACCGAUACUUUGGGAGCAGUGAAGGAGUUGGAGAAGCUUCUGGGUCUCAAGUUGUUAUGA